AUGACCUCCCCAUCGGCUAACAACACGAAGGUGCAGCGAAAUCUCAAAGAACGUCAUAUGGCUAUGAUAGCCAUCGGGGGGACUAUCGGAACCGGAUUAUUCUUGGGUAUUGGGAACGCGCUAGAAAAGGGCGGUCCGCUUGGUCUUCUGCUUGGAUAUAUGGUCAUGGGAACAGUGAUGUAUGGUAUGCUAGUGGCGCUAGGGGAAAUGGCUACAAAGUUUCCGAUCAGUGGAUCACUCUCUCACUUCCCGAGUCGAUUUUUUGAUAGAGCUUUGGGGUUUAGCGUUGGAUGGAAUUAUUGGUACUCCUUUGUGCUUUGUUUACCUACAGAGAUCACAGCGGCCGCCAUAGUAGUUAGCUACUGGAAAAAUCCUCUCAGUGAAGUGGCGUGGAUCACCAUCUUUCUUUUCACAAGUGGGGCUAUCAACUUUUUUGGUGUUCGAUGGUACGGCGAGGUGCCUUUCCCCUUCGAUGUAGCUGCGGUGAAGGUAUUAGCUAUCAUAACUUUGAUCAUCAUGGGACUCGUAUUGGAUCUUGGCGGAGGACCAGGACACGAGGUGAUAGGGUUCAAACAUUGGAGGCAUACUGGAGUAUUUAAACAGCUGAAAGGUAUACCCGGAGUCUGGGGUAGAUUUCUAUCUUUCUGGUCUGUGUUUAUACAGGCUAGCUAUUCGUUCUUGGGGACUGAAAUGGUAGCAAUAGCUGCAGGCGAGGCGGCCAAUCCAAGAAAGUCGGUUCCUAAGGCAAUAUCAAGCGUGUUUUAUAGGAUCUUGUUAUUUUACAUUUUGGGAGCAUUGGUUGUGGGUAUGCUUGUCGCUUCAGACGACCCGCGUCUUCUGGGCGGAACAGGCGACGCGACAUCAUCACCCUUUGUGAUAGCUAUCAACAAUGCUGGCAUUAAAAUCUUACCUGACUUGGUAAAUUCUUUCAUCUUGGUGGCCUCUUACUCAGCAGCAAGCAGCCAAAUUUACGGCGCAAGCCGGGUCUUGUACGGGCUGGCCAGUGAUGGAAUGGCCCCUGCGAUCUUUAAAAAGUGCACCAAAGGUGGUUUACCACUUCCUGCUACCUUUAUCAGUGCCCUUCCGGGACUGUUAGCAUACAUGAGCUUGAAUGAAAAAGCUAGCACUCUAUUCAAUUGGCUCGUGACUCCAUCAGCAACUGCGGGUCUGAUGACUUGGUGGACUAUUUGUCUUUCCUACCUUCGAUUUUACAAAGGCUUAAAAGUUCAAGGAUAUGAUCGGGAUAGCCUGCCGUAUAAAGCACCUUUUCAACCUUACCUCACAUAUUAUACGUUGACAGUACUUACAUUAGUGAUCAUGUUGAAUGGAUUCGAAGUCUUCAUACCCGGAAAUUGGUCAACUGGUGAAUUUGUUGUAGCAUAUAUCACUCUACCAAUGUUUUUGAUAGGUUACAUUGUAUGGAAACUCAUCAAAAAGACGGAGCUUGUAAGAGCUGAGUGUAUGGAUCUUGUCUCUGGUCAGAAGGAUUUUUUGGACGCAGACGAAGUAGAAGUACUUGAAAAGCCUGAGGUUACAAAGCCCUGGGGUAAACUAAUGGACGUGGUAAGCCUUUGUAGUUGCUUGAAAACGAUCCGAGAUUUUGAGAAACAUGGCUGA
Molecule: messenger RNA, 1617 nt
Organism: Melampsora larici-populina 98AG31
Lineage: Eukaryota; Fungi; Basidiomycota; Pucciniomycetes; Pucciniales; Melampsoraceae
Exons: 15
Coding region: 1-1617 (538 amino acids)
Biological process (GO): amino acid transmembrane transport
Cellular component (GO): membrane
Molecular function (GO): amino acid transmembrane transporter activity
Source: RefSeq, a predicted model, not a curated record